Molecule: messenger RNA, 2593 nt
Organism: Trichosurus vulpecula (common brushtail)
Lineage: Eukaryota; Metazoa; Chordata; Mammalia; Diprotodontia; Phalangeridae
Gene: PSMC6
Product: proteasome 26S subunit, ATPase 6
Exons: 14
Coding region: 21-1232 (403 amino acids)
Biological process (GO): positive regulation of RNA polymerase II transcription preinitiation complex assembly
Cellular component (GO): cytosolic proteasome complex; proteasome regulatory particle, base subcomplex
Molecular function (GO): ATP binding; proteasome-activating activity; ATP hydrolysis activity
Source: RefSeq, a predicted model, not a curated record
CUCCCCCCGCCCUGGCGGCCAUGGACAUUCCCAGCAUCCCCUAUGAGAGGCGUCUUCUCAUCAUGGCGGACCCGAGAGAUAAGGCUCUUCAGGACUACCGUAAGAAGCUGCUUGAGCACAAGGAGAUCGAUGGGCGCCUCAAAGAGUUAAGAGAACAGUUGAAAGAGCUUACCAAGCAAUAUGAAAAGUCUGAAAAUGAUCUGAAGGCCUUACAAAGUGUUGGGCAGAUUGUGGGUGAAGUGCUUAAACAACUAACAGAAGAAAAAUUCAUUGUUAAAGCAACAAAUGGACCAAGAUAUGUUGUGGGUUGUCGGCGUCAGCUUGACAAGAGUAAGCUGAAGCCAGGGACAAGAGUUGCUCUGGAUAUGACUACACUAACUAUCAUGAGAUACUUGCCAAGAGAAGUUGAUCCACUGGUUUACAACAUGUCUCAUGAAGACCCUGGGAACGUUUCUUAUUCUGAGAUUGGAGGGCUAUCUGAACAAAUCAGAGAAUUAAGAGAGGUAAUAGAAUUGCCCCUUACAAACCCUGAGUUAUUCCAGCGUGUAGGAAUAAUACCUCCAAAAGGUUGUUUGCUGUAUGGACCACCAGGAACAGGAAAAACACUCUUGGCAAGAGCUGUUGCUAGCCAGCUGGACUGCAAUUUUUUAAAGGUUGUAUCCAGUUCUAUUGUAGACAAGUACAUUGGGGAAAGUGCUCGUUUGAUCAGAGAAAUGUUCAAUUAUGCCAGGGAUCACCAACCAUGCAUCAUUUUCAUGGAUGAAAUAGAUGCUAUUGGUGGCCGUCGUUUUUCUGAGGGUACUUCAGCUGAUAGAGAAAUUCAGAGAACUCUAAUGGAGUUACUGAAUCAGAUGGAUGGAUUUGAUACUUUACACAGAGUAAAAAUGAUCAUGGCUACAAACAGACCAGACACAUUGGAUCCUGCUUUGUUGCGUCCAGGAAGAUUAGAUAGAAAAAUACAUAUUGAUUUACCAAAUGAACAAGCAAGAUUAGACAUAUUGAAGAUUCAUGCAGGUCCUAUCACAAAACAUGGUGAAAUAGAUUACGAAGCAAUUGUGAAGCUCUCAGAUGGCUUUAAUGGAGCAGAUCUGAGAAAUGUUUGCACUGAAGCGGGUAUGUUUGCAAUUCGUGCUGAUCAUGAUUUUGUAGUACAGGAAGAUUUCAUGAAAGCAGUCAGAAAAGUGGCUGAUUCUAAGAAGUUGGAAUCUAAACUAGACUAUAAACCUGUCUAAGUUAUACUUCUUAAAAGAUAUUAGCAUAAUAAAAAAAUAAAGUUGAGGAAAAUAAUGUAUUAUUGGAUAUGAUCUCAUUGAAAGCAUAUUUCAUAUAAAGUAAUGAUUCUUUAAUUCUAUGUACAGUACUGGCACAAAAGACCAUAUAUUUGUCAAUGUUGCAUAUAUUGCAGCAAAUUAAAUGAGAUGAGUUGGAUAAGAAUUUUUGAAAUAGUUUGUGGGCAAUUUGUAAAAUAAUGAGAUGACUUGAGGAAUCAGUUUUAAAAGAGCAUUUCUUAAAUGACAUUUUAUAUUAUUUUACUUGUUUUCUUCAUCCCAAAGAGUUGAAUAAAAUUUGUUUGAUUCAGUCUUCUUAACAUAGUAGCCUUGGCUGAGAGUACAUUCAUCAUAGUUUUUUGCAAUCUUUGGUAAGUUUUAUAUGACAGCCCAAAUCAGUGUCUCUUGAAUUUGAGGGAUUUAAAAGUUGGUUUUAAAGCAAAAUGUACUGUCAGCAAUCAUGGAUUCUCAUUUACAUUAUAAUGCAUUACCGUGCCUCUCAAAUCAACUUGUGUAUGUAGUAUAUCCUUCCAUGAAAAAAAAAAUGUUUUUAAAUUAACCUUGCCUGAAUUGGGGGAAAAUUUUUUUUGUCCCCAUCAGGAUUAAAAGUGUUGGGCUUUUGUUUUUGUUUUUAGUAAUUAUUAAACUAUGGAAGAAUUUAGUACUUUGAUUGUACCUAAAUACAACCUGCUAAUGGAGCACACCUUAAUAUGUUUAGGGAAUAUUCCUAACUGUUGACCCAAAAAGAUUGUGCACAAAUCUUCCCAUAAUAAGACAGUAAAGGCUAUAAAGAAGUAUGUCACUUGAUACUGAUUGAAAAUGCUGAGGAUGAAAAAAAAAUGAUAAUUUUAGUUUGAUAAUUUAACAUCAUUUGCUCAAAACUGCAGUUUUACUAAAACUAAAUCAUCCUUCAAACAGUGGAGUAUUUUGUGCCCUUUAAAAAAAAAAACUCUUCCAUGUUGGACUGUAUGACUUCUAAUAUCCCUUACAGCUCUUAAUCUAUGAUCCUAUGAUCACAGUUUCCACAUACAAAGAGUGGUAGAAAGAGGACUGGAUGGAAAAUAAACUGGGAUUGCUUACAGUGCAAGACACUUAAUAGUAUCUAACAGAUACAUUUCAUAAAGCAAAUAAGUUUGUAAUCCCAAUUCUGUGUUAACGGUAAUUCAUUUAUUUUGAUUUUUCCUUAAAAAGGUACUGAGACCUUAAUUCUUCAUGCCAUAUGUACAAAAACUGGGGCAGCAAUAGUCACCUGGCUUCUUUCUCAGGCUUCUGACCUCAGAUCAUGAGUAACAUGGAGGCAAUAAAACUGAGCCCAAAUAAAUCAA